Cottoperca gobio is the source of this 1455-nucleotide messenger RNA. RefSeq names its product RNA polymerase I subunit E (gene polr1e). The record is from RefSeq and is a predicted model, not a curated record. The coding region runs from base 85 to 1347 and encodes 420 amino acids. Gene Ontology annotation, molecular function: DNA binding. Lineage: Eukaryota; Metazoa; Chordata; Actinopteri; Perciformes; Bovichtidae. The transcript is spliced from 11 exons. Gene Ontology annotation, biological process: DNA-templated transcription.
AAUGUGCCAGUUCUGUACCUCGGCCUGAACGAGAUCUAGGCGAACACGGAAGUACAAAGUAGUGAAGUCUCUUGCAUCAAACUCAUGACAACAACUAUGGCUGCCUCCUGCUCGUUGGUGUGUUGUGAAGAGGAGAGAGACUCCGACAAAGCUGUUAUUGUCCGCUUUUCAAACGGCAGCGUCAAAAAUGCAGAGAGACUGGAUUUCACGAUGUACAAGAACGCAGAUGACAGUAAUCCCAGGAAAAAAAACAGGCGGAUAAUGGCUGCGGAAUCAGACAGACUGUCCUAUGUUGGAAAUAACUUUGGAGCGGAGUCCUUGAAAUGCAACAACCUUUGCAAAUAUUAUGUUGGAGUGUUGAACAGCAAGACCAGGCAAAUGGAGGUGCACAGUGCUCAGCUCUUCAACAUGCAACCUGUUAUACCAGGAGAGAUAACAGAGUCGGCAAAAACCCAGGACACUACUCUGACCUACAGAGACAAGGUUGACUCUUUGAUUGAGGCGUUUGGCACCAACAAACAGAAGAGAGCUCUGAACACCCGCAGGUUGAACCAGGUGGGAAGUGAAGCCCUGCAUCAAGCAGUGGCCAAGGCUGCCAACACUGUGAUUGAGGAGAAGGGUCUGGAAGCUCUACAACAGGAAGUGGCUGAGACAGAGGCCCAGGGAGACCUGGCUCUCCACCUGCCUCCCUGCAAUGCAGACGCUGACAAACCGGAGGACGUCUACCUAUUUGACGAUCUCCUGAGCCCAGAAGAGUUUGAGGCUUUGGAGCCGGCUGGUUCCAAGAUGGCAGAACUCACCUCUGAGGAGCUGAAGAAGAUGAGAGAGGACGGAGGGUGCUUGUGUGUCGUGAAGCACCUGGAGAACAUGCCAGCUGCGGGUGAAGCCAGAGAUAAAACCUCCCGCUGCGCCUUUUACCUUUCUAUGCUCCUCAAACUGGUACAGCAGAGGAACAUCACCCGCAAGUUUGGGCAGGAGGAAGGCUGUCCUCGCAUCGUUCAGAACAAACUGUUCAGAACAUUCACUGUGGAGACUUUCAACAGUGGCAGGGUUCAGAACAUGGUGUCGACGUCAAUGCGCGCAAAAUUAGCAGCUUACUGCCUGGCCCUGCAGCUGCACAUGAGUCACAUGACUGGUGACCUCACAUUACUGCACCGUGACCUGGGAAUCACCGAGGCCAAGAUGGUUGACAUUGCAAAGUCAAUGGGACUGACUCUAAUUAAACUGCCCCGGGGGAAGAGUGAGGAUGCUGGGCUGCAAGACACAAACAGGCAGGCUGCGCUUGUUCUACCUCUGGUCAAAUAUGAACAGUCCAUGGAGAGACGGAAACGCAAGAAAAUGCACUGAAGAUCAAGAUAAUAGUUGGAUAGAGCGGGAGGACGGCAAGAAUUGGAAAUGUCACAAACGAGAACUGUUUAUUUUGUAGACAAAUAAAGUGGUGAACUUUGAGUUGUA